Talaromyces proteolyticus is the source of this 746-nucleotide messenger RNA. Its product is annotated as putative cytochrome c oxidase subunit VIa. Gene Ontology annotation, cellular component: mitochondrial inner membrane. Lineage: Eukaryota; Fungi; Ascomycota; Eurotiomycetes; Eurotiales; Trichocomaceae. The transcript has 5 exons. Gene Ontology annotation, biological process: mitochondrial electron transport, cytochrome c to oxygen. The record is from RefSeq and is a predicted model, not a curated record. Gene Ontology annotation, molecular function: enzyme regulator activity. The coding region runs from base 97 to 501 and encodes 134 amino acids.
CCUCCGUCGACAUCGUACGAUCGACGACCUUGAAUACCUCCCUCUGAUCAAUCUCCCCUCCCCAACUACCGUACGGGUAUACCAACCUCUUCCAACAUGUAUCGUCUCGGCCUUCGUACCGCCCAGCAGACCCGUGCGGCUCCUGUCCGCCGUCUCGUGCAGCGUCGCUUCAAUAGCACUGAGAACAAGCCGUCUUGGAUCGUCGACAACGCGUUCAACCGGGAGCGUGAGAAUGUCAAGCACCACGCCGCUGCUACCAGCACCCUCUGGCGCAGACUUUCCAUCUACGCUGUUAUUCCUUGCUUGAUUUUGGGAGGCGUCAAUGCUUACAACCUGUGGAAUGAGCAUUGGGAGCACUGGAGCCACCUACCCCCUCUCGAGGAGCGCACUGAGUACCCUUACCAGAACAUCCGUUCCAAAAACUUCCAAUGGGGAGAUGGUGACAAGACCUUGUUCUGGAACUCCGAGGUCAACUAUCACAACCCUGACAAGACCAAAUAAACAAGUCUGCACCGAGUCGAGCUUGAGUUAAGUGUGAACAUGCACUACGAUAAUUAUCUCAGGUGUUGUAUAAUUGGUCUGCCGACGGACCGAGUACGAAAAUUCAAGAAUUAUUUGAUAUUCCGAACCUGACACUAGAAGCUCAGGCCACAAAUUUUGUGUGGAUUAUUGUGCCUGGCUGAUACUACCCAUUUGUUUCCUUUGUGAUGUAACCUAGAUCAAAUGCAAUGGUUUUCAAAUCUUUA